GUAGUGUUCCUCUUCGGCGCAGAAGAGCAAGCUGGAUUUUGACCGUUGUUCAAUUGCUCACUUCUCAAUUCCACCCCUUGAUCUUCACCCUUUGCGGUUGUCCACACCAUGACUCUCUCCUGGCCCUGGCAUUUUAUCACUCUCUCCGAUGCAGAGAAGGAGCAGCGUCGUGAGCUCCUAGACCUACGGGGGUCUUACGCUCAAUUCUCAAUGCUAAUAGCCAUUGUUCUGGUGCGGUUGUAUGUAUGGGCAUCUCAGCCUGGAUCGGAGCCCUCCAAGCCCAACCGACGCAAGCCUUCACCCAAGUCUUGGCUGGACUCUUCCCCCUUUGUGGGAUGGAUUGAGACGCGGCGACAGUACCUAGUCUGCUCAGUGUGGCUAGUGUGGCUCUUGAGUCUCUGCAUCUGGAAUUCUGGUGAAGACUACCUUCACCUUACCAAGUCCCUUGGACAUGUCGCUCUCUCCCAGUUCCCUUUCCAGGUUCUGAUGUCGCCGCCCCUCUAUCUCACCUCCAAACCGGCCUCCCCUUCUCUUAUCUCCGUGCUUACCGCCAUCCCCCAACCGACUAUAAAUGCCUAUCAUCGGCUCUUUGGUCGGCUGGUUAUUGCACCCCUACUGUUUGGCCAUGCACUUCUCUACGACUCCUUCUUCCUGCAAUCCAGCCACCCGGACUUCGAGGUCUUGUUUCUGAAGCGUAUCCGCGAUGCAGACGUCCAGUGGGGCAUUCUGGGCGUGAUUGCGGUCACAUCGGUGGUGCUAUUUGCUCGUCCAGCAGUGAAGCCUCGGUGGGCUCUGAGUUUAAGGAGCGGAUCUGGAUCGGCUAAGAUGCGACAGCAGGUCUUCUGGGCGGUGCAUGUUGGCUUGGUACUGAUCCUGGGGAUUGCAGCGUAUUCGCAUGUGGAGUGGGCCAGGAUGUAUAUGAUUGAGGGCUUGGUGGGGACCAAUUCACAACGGCCCGAGGUCCCGCCAAACGAGCAGCUUCGUCAGCAAUCAACGUAUCACAAAGCCUCGACGCCUGCAGGAAAACAUCCGAUCGCUGCAUUAAGCGAGGCUGCAGAUCAAGAAUGGGACCAAGUACAGUCCCGCCAAUCCAAGACUCUGUCCCAGGCUGUCACAGAAUACCGCCGCCGCUAUGGAAUGCACCCUCCACCACACUUCGACAAAUGGUUUCGUUUUGCUCAAUCCAAGGGGGUCCACUUGAUCGAUGAGUAUGAUACCAUUUACCACUCCCUCCUCCCGUUCUGGGCCUUGAAACCGGAGACUAUCCGCGGGCGGGCCCGCGAGACUCUCGGCUUCGACAACUCCAUGAUCGGGGUCUUGAUCCGGAAUGGGACCGUUACUCUGGCCGAGGGAGGAACCGAAGAACAGAAAUGGCAGCGGGGUGCUACGGUGCAGAUGAUCAAGAGCUUUGCAGAGUGCUUACCCGACAUGGAUCUUGUGUUCAAUGCUCAUGACGAACCACGAGUGAUUGUCCCAAGUGAGGACCUUCAGCGGCUGGUUACGGCUGCCCGAGAGCAUGCUAUUCCAGAUGCGUCCCUAAGUGAGACGCCGAAGAAUGCAUGGUCCGAUCGACCUUCGGACCUGAACAAAGGCGACCGUAUUGAUGAGGUGCGCACCACGCGCUUCAGUCGUUUCUCGCAUCAGUCAACAUGGAGCUAUUCGCGAUCGUCAUGCCCGGUCGACUCUCCCGUCCGCUCGCUUGAUGAAGAGCCGUUGGAUAACAUUGACUCCUACGCUCAGAGCGAGCUAGGAUUCAUCGCGAACACGACUGCCUUCUCGGACAUCUGCAACACCCCUUCUCUGAAGCAUACAUACGGGUUCUUCGAUCGGCCCAACACGUUCGAAGUCGUUCACGAUCUGUUUCCUGUCUUUUCUCAGAGCAAAAUCUCCAGCUACCAAGACAUACUCUUCCCGAGUCCGUGGUACUAUGCGGACAAGGUGCCUUACGAGGCUGCCCAGGACGUCAAUUGGGACGCCAAACUGGAUAAGAUGUACUGGAGAGGGUCUACCACAGGAGGAUAUUCCCGAGCUGGCGGCUGGCGGCGUCAACAUCGGCAGCUGUUCGUGCGCAAUGUCAUUGCUCGAGACACCGCCAAGGUACUCGCUAAGCAAGAGGAUGGCGAGUGGGCAUCCACCGGGAUUGACCGAUCAUCCCUGGACGACUUAUUCGACAUUCAAUUUACGUACAUUGGCCAAUGUGAUGCAGAAGACUGCGCAGCGCAGAAGGAAUACUUUGGAGUUGCAGAACCCGUUGACCAGCAAGAUGCAUGGGCCUAUCGACACUUGGUCGACAUCGAUGGUAAUGCCUUCAGCGGUCGUUUCUAUGCCUUCCUACGAAGCAAGAGCUUGGUAUAUAAGAUCGCAAUUUCUCGCGAAUGGCACGAUGAAUGGCUCAAGCCUUGGGUUCAUUAUGUUCCAUUGCGGAUAACCGGAGACGAUUAUCUGGAAGCUGUCCGUUACUUCGUCGAAGAUGAGGACGGGAAACUCACAGCCUCAAAGAUCGCUCAAACCAGCCAUGAGUGGGCCCAUAGAGCACUUCGCUCGGACGACAUAGAAGUCUGGUUCUUCCGAUUAUUGUUAGAGUAUGGCCGUCUUGUCGACGACAACAGAGGGCGCCUGGGGUUCUCGCUGUAAGAUGCGUGUGCCCGUUGGUUAUGAUCCUCUCAUGUCAUUUUAUACCUGAUGUACUCAUCUGUCUCAUGAUAUCCCCAAGUGUUUUUCUUAGAGUCCCCACGGAGAAAUGAACUGUCCUUCGUGCUUGUCUUCCCAAUUUGCGGAGAUAUGCAUACCAUGACUUCAUCAGAGUAGACGGAGCUUCCACUUCAUAUGUGGGUUAUUCGCUCAGCAAUGCAAAAAGGUG
Messenger RNA from Aspergillus uvarum CBS 121591, 2860 nucleotides. Its product is annotated as putative capsule-associated protein CAP1. Lineage: Eukaryota; Fungi; Ascomycota; Eurotiomycetes; Eurotiales; Aspergillaceae. The record is from RefSeq and is a predicted model, not a curated record. Bases 109 to 2634 code for a protein of 841 amino acids. The transcript is spliced from 4 exons.